Messenger RNA from Orussus abietinus, 4091 nucleotides. RefSeq names its product nuclear receptor-binding protein homolog (gene Madm). The record is from RefSeq and is a predicted model, not a curated record. The transcript is spliced from 12 exons. Gene Ontology annotation, cellular component: cytoplasm; endomembrane system. Gene Ontology annotation, molecular function: protein serine/threonine kinase activity; ATP binding. Gene Ontology annotation, biological process: endoplasmic reticulum to Golgi vesicle-mediated transport; intracellular signal transduction; protein phosphorylation. Lineage: Eukaryota; Metazoa; Arthropoda; Insecta; Hymenoptera; Orussidae. The coding region runs from base 279 to 2105 and encodes 608 amino acids.
CGCCACUGACUCCACGCUGUGCGAAGAGACUCGACAACACGUAGCCACUCUCCUAACUGUCGUAUCGAGAGACCCGCAGAGUCGCAAGUCACCGCGUGAGUUUGAAGGCCAUCUCGCGGGGCGGCCGCGGCCGAGCGUGUCGGUGUAUCCCGUGCGGUGGACGAGCGACGCCACUCCCGCACCACGUGUCCGCCCCCGGGGCCCGAUGAGUCUGCCCGCGUCGGGCCCGGAGGUGCAGCGUGUGAAGAAGGCGCCCCGCUGAACGAUCCGAGUGUGUGAUGCCCGGGAGUCGCGCCAGCACCGACCCCGAGCACAAGUCACCGCGGGAAAGCGGAGAGGACUCCGAGGAUGAGAGCGAGAUCCUGGAAGAGAGCCCCUGCGGGCGAUGGCUGAAGCGGAGGGAGGAGGUGUACGUUGGGACGAAGUCGGCUCUGUCGGAGGGCUCAAGCUACGGCCCGUCAACGAGAGGAGGCGAGAGCGAAGUUGCGGAAAUGGAGGUGGAGCAACGCGACGUUCCGGGCAUCGACUGCGCCUACCUCGCGAUGGACACCGAGGAAGGCGUCGAGGUCGUCUGGAACGAGGUGCAGUUCUCCGAGAGGAAGAACUUCAAGGCUCAGGAGGAGAAGAUACAGCUGGUCUUCGAGAACUUGACGCAAUUGGAGCACCCCAAUAUCGUCAAGUUCCAUAGGUACUGGACGGACACCCACAACGACAAGCCACGAGUCAUAUUCAUUACGGAGUACAUGUCCUCCGGCUCCCUGAAACAGUUCCUAAAGCGAACGAAGCGCAACGUCAAGAAGUUACCUCUGCAGGCGUGGAAGCGAUGGUGCACGCAAAUCCUCUCCGCCUUGAGCUAUCUGCAUUCCUGCUCGCCGCCGAUUAUUCAUGGAAACCUAACGUGCGAUACGAUAUUCAUCCAGCACAAUGGACUCGUCAAAGUCGGCUCCGUUGCCCCGGACGCGAUUCAUCAUCACGUGAAGACGUUCCGGGCGAACAUGAAGAACAUGCAUUUCGUUGCCCCCGAAUAUGGAAACUCCGUGACUCCAGCCAUCGACAUCUACUCCUUCGGGAUGUGUGCCCUAGAGAUGGCUGCCCUCGAGAUCCAGGGGAACGGCGACUCCGGGACGGUCGUUACCGAGGAGAACGUCAGGAAGACGAUCGAGUCCUUGGACGAUGCUCAACAGAAAGACUUUAUUAGCAAGUGUCUCCAGACGGACCCGCUCUGUAGACCCAGCGCCCGGGAGCUCCUCUUUCAUCCCGUCCUCUUCGAGGUGCACUCGCUCAAGCUCCUCGCCGCUCACGCCUUGGUCAUGUCGGCCACGAAUAUCUCGGAGACGAUAACGGACGAGGUGCUGCAGAGGCUGUAUCGACCCGACACCGUGGUCGCGGAGAUCAAGUUCGCUGGUCGACCUCCACAGCAGAUCCGAUUGAGCGACAUCCCGGUCGCGGAGAAGCUGGAGAAGUUCGUCGAGGACGUCAAGUAUGGAAUUUAUCCGCUGACGGCAUUUAUGGCGAAGCUGCCGCCUCCGGUUCGCCCGAGGGCGAUCUCCCCCGAGGUCACCGAGUCCGUCAAGUCCGUCACCCCCGAGCCCGUCGACGUCGAGUCACGUAGAGUAGUCAAUAUGAUGUGUAACGUUAAGCCGAGGGAGGAGAGCUGCGAACUUCUGAUGACAAUACUGUUGCGAAUGGACGACAAGAUGAACAGGCAGCUGACCUGUCCGGUGACCCAGGUGGACACUUCGAUGCUGCUCGCGCAGGAACUUGUACAUUUUGGGUUUAUUAACGAGAACGAUCGCGACAAGAUCGGCAACCUGAUCGAGGAGGCCCUACGGAGUUGCUUCAAUAAGCAGCUGAUGAGCCCUGGCAUGGUGUCGUUGACGAAUCUCCCAACGCAGGCGACCCUGCUGCUCUCGGGGCCCGAGUUCCCUUGCAUGGAGCACCUCGAGAACUCGGUUGGCCACGCCACGGCCUCCAGCAGCGACAGCGUGACCAGCGUUAAAGCAGCGGCGAGGUCGUUGGAUCUUGCCGGCUACUCCUACCGGUCGACCAACGCUCACGAGGAGACGUCGGUGGAGCCACCGGUCAUCUCCGAGAGCGGCAGUUAACCGUCCAGGAUACCCGGUAACUCAGUUCACUGUGCCACCUUGCACGCUCUAUGUAUAGACUGGCUAUGUAUUUUUAUAUUUAAGUAAAACGCAACGCGGAAGACUCGAGGUAGCGCGCUAGGAGAUGGCGACGAGAGAGAGAGGGGUGUGCGCGCGCCGUGGCAGUAGCCGUCGAGACCGCGGAAAGGGCGCCUCGACCCUCCCACGACUUCCAAACCCCGAAAGCGCGGACCUUUGCUUUAGAGCCCAGGAGGCCGCCCUGGACCCCCUCCCCCAGGUCCUACGGAGGCAAAGUAAGACCCCACGCUCGGUAGAUACCCUCGAGACAGAGAGAAUCGAGACCGAGCAUCGGCUCGCGAGUCUCCAGGCCUCGCAGUGAGCCCCGUCAUCCGUGAAGAUCACCCUGAAGAUCCCACUUAAGCCCCGAGUAUCGCUCGGUUCGGUCGGCAUCCACUAGAUAGCGGCGAAACCCGGAGACAUUCCACGAAACUUUCGGUCUUCUGUUAUCACCCCGACGUCCCGUUGGCGGGCAUCUCGCUCGCGGGUGGCUCGUACCCUCCUUUCAUUUUUCGCGAUUUCUGCGUGUACGCGGUGACACGGACUCGCUCGCGGCGCGGGAGACGUCUGCGAGGAGGUCCUGUCUCGAUGCUGUUUUCAAUAAAUAAAGAGGUCACUGCUUUAUCCUUGCCUCUUUCUCUCUCUGUUGGAGGAUGGGAGAUUGGAGCGGAAGCGACUGCGAGGCCUGGGGCGUUUCGUCGGUCCGGCCGUGAAGUGCGACGAUCGGCCUUCGGGCUCCCUCAAAACGUCGCCGUUUCCGUUCCGAUACGCACAGGGGAAUCGAGGGGGAUGCGUUUGUAAAGUUAAUCUCACCACACCGUCGUUCGUUUCUGACGUUAAGGUAUACAAGCUUGUGAUAUACAGUUAUAUACAUUAUAUUAAUAAAAUUUCGGUUGUCAUAGAGAACGCAACGGCGAGACGCGGCGUCGGCUUUCGGUCUUCUCACCUUGCUGUUGGUCCGACGAGCGGUCGCGCGAGUCGCCGGGACACCUGGGAGUGUCCUUGAUCGAUGCAAUGUCUCUGGGCACUUGCCAGGGUGGCAGGAAAAAUGAGGCGAGUCCCCAGGUUCUGGGGAAAUUCCCUAGCUUACAAAGGACCUCGGUCGCGACCGAACGAUCGAUGAAACCCUUUGCCGUUUGAUUCUGCGCUCGCCCCAUUUUUUCGACCACCGGGUGGCGUUCCUGAGGAUUGAUGAGAAAAAUUCUCCCGGAAGAGUUCGGAGGUUUCCGUGGAAGCUCACCCUGGGUUGUUUGGAUACUCGAAGAGGAGUCCGGGCUUCCGGGGAAAUUUUCUAACUCUUCGAGCCGGUGUUUUUUGGCAUGGAGAGGCGAUGGACUUCGCGUCCGGAGAAGUGCAUUCGCUGCACUCGUUGCCCUCGUCGCACUCCGACAUCGCCGAGGUGUCUGUCACUAGGCGGAGGGGACGAGGAGACGAGUGACGUUACCCGUGGAAUCCUUGUAAAUAAUUUCUAUUUUUAAGAGGCCGGGAAGAAAGGAACGGGGAGGACGACGAGGCAUCUGCCGAGCGCAGAGAACUAGUCAUACAUAGGUAUAUUCGAGUGCCGACUAACUUGCGCCGACCUUGUUGCGUCUCUUUUGCAUUUACAACCUCUCACCCCGCUUGGCCGAGGGAGAGUAUCGGCUCCCGUUUUUCGUAUCCUCUCCGCGACCGAGUCGAGACCCAUCGACGUGCAUUUCCGACUAAGCGAACGACUAACCGUAUCUUAGCGAUAAUUAUUACCAACCAACACGUAAACCUUCGACCCUAAGCAUUGUAAGUAGGUUACGACAUUUAAAUUCAAUGUAUAGCUUUAUAAUUAUCGAGACAAUUAUGUCAGGAGAACGGAAGAGCGGCGACCGAAUCGUGGAGACAUUAUGAGAAGGGCUGUACGAUACGACAGUUAUAUAUAAAUAAAUACCGUAAUUCGUG